AUGUCCUCGACAGUACCUGAACAAGCGCCCAUCUCGCACGACGCAUCGGAGAAAGAACCUCCUGAGGCAUCCGGAGCUGGUCCAGCCCCGGAUGGAGGCCUCCGUGCCUGGCUUGUGGCGGCUGGUGCGGCAUCAGUCUUCCUCUGCACCCUUGGUCUCGCCAACUCUUUCGGCACCUUCGAAGAAUACUACCUGACCCAUCAAUUGAAACGCGAGACAGCUUCCGCCAUCUCGUGGAUCGGCUCACUGCAAUCCUUUCUGCAAUUCUUCUCGGGCAUGGUGGGGGGCCCGCUCUUUGAUCGCUUUGGCCCCAAGAUCUUCUGGCCCUCCGCCAUCGUCUACAUUAUCGCCCUGAUGAUGCUGAGUCUGUGCAAGACCUAUUGGGAGGCCAUGCUCGUGCAGGGUGUUCUGAUGGGUCUGGUCAUGGGCUUUCUGCAGAUUCCGGCCUUCGCGGCGGUGUCGCAAUAUUUCGACAAGAAACGGGCUGCAGCCUUGGGCCUUGCCGUGGCCGGGUCCUCCAUUGGCGGAGUCAUCAUGCCCAUUAUCCUGUCCAAGGGUUUCAAUGGCUCGUCAUUGGGCUUUGGGUGGACGAUACGCGUGGUCGCCUUCCUCAUGCUGCCGUUCAUGGGGUUUUCCUGUGUCGCUAUCAAGUCGCGAGUCCCGCCGCGCAGAACCCGUUUCUUCCUGCUGGCUCCCUACAAGCAGCCGCGCUUUAUCAUGCUCUUCACGGCGCUCUUCUUCAUGUUCGUCGGCAUGUUCACCCCGAUGUUCUACCUUACCACCUAUGCCACCACCAAAGGCAUGGGCGCGACGCUGGCCGGGUACCUGCUCGCCCUUGUGAAUGCCGCCUCCACCAUCGGCCGCAUUGUGCCAGGGGUGCUGGCCGAUAGGUAUGGUCGCCUGAACACGUUCGCCAUCGGCGGGGUGGCCACCGGCAUCUUGGUCUUCUGUAUGACCAGCACCACCAGCAACGCCGGCUUGAUCGUCUACGCCAUCCUCUUCGGCUUCUGCUCGGGCACCAUCGUCUCGGGCGCCUCAGCCACCUUCUCCAGCUGCCCCGACAACCCGCAGGAUAUCGGCACCUACAUGGGGAUGGGAAUGGCCAUUUCGGGGCUCGGAGCGCUGGUCGGUCCCCCCAUCAAUGGCGCCAUCCUCGCUCGGUAUGGGAGUUAUUUCGAAUGCUGCAUGUUCAGCGGUGCGAUGGGGGUGGUUGGCGGCUUUAUUGCCUUUGCGGCUAAGCUGACGACCAGGGAGGGUCUUUGGGGAUUGACUUGA
Aspergillus thermomutatus is the source of this 1275-nucleotide messenger RNA. RefSeq names its product MCT family MFS transporter. NCBI's taxonomy places the organism in Eukaryota, Fungi, Ascomycota, Eurotiomycetes, Eurotiales, Aspergillaceae. Gene Ontology annotation, cellular component: fungal-type vacuole membrane. Gene Ontology annotation, biological process: transmembrane transport. Gene Ontology annotation, molecular function: transmembrane transporter activity. The record is from RefSeq and is a predicted model, not a curated record. The coding region runs from base 1 to 1275 and encodes 424 amino acids. The transcript has 2 exons.